This is a messenger RNA of Dentiscutata heterogama, 1256 nucleotides long. The record is from the annotation of a GenBank genome assembly. Lineage: Eukaryota; Fungi; Glomeromycota; Glomeromycetes; Diversisporales; Gigasporaceae.
AUGGCAUCACUUAAAGAAUGGUUUAAUGCAGCUGUUAGCGGGGAAGAAUUUAAUGAAAUCCGAUACAAUGACCUAAAAGAGUUCGUUUUUAUAGAUCGUGGUGCUUUUGGAGAAAAACAAGACGUCUUUGAUGCUUUUAUUAAAGAGCUAAAAUUACAUAUAAAACUUGGUGAUAACAACAGGAUAAUCAAUUUUCUUGGCAUUAGCAAAGACCCAAAUGAUGAAAGUUACUUAAUUGUGAUGGAAUAUGCUGAUAGUGGCAGUUUGCAACAAUUUCUAAUUAAAGAAAGAGACAAUUUACAGUGGGCUGAGAAGCUCUCGCUUGGCCGACACACGAUACGCUUAGAGCCGUUAUAUAAUCCACAAUCACAAUUACCAGAAAACAGUAGAAGUUUAAACGCUCUUCUUUCAUCUAUAAGGUGUAAUCCGACAUUAAUUUUUGAUGAAAAUCUUGCUGUCCCUUUAAAGUCGAACAACGAAACGCCCCCUGACUAUGGUACAUGCAAAUAUGGACACAAGUUCACUGAUGUUGAAUGGUGCAAUGAAUGUGAAUCUGAAAACUUUCGUGAAAGCUUCGACAAGUGGACAAGUGGUAAUCAACAGCUUGAUGAAUUAAUAAAAGAAUCACAACUUAAAGCGAUAAACGUGUCUAAUUAUAUUAGAUGGAUAAAAUACCAUCAAUUUGAAGAUUUUAAAAUAAUUAAGGAAGAGUUUUUCGCGGUUAUUUCAGCAAUAUGGCGUGUUGGACCAUGUGAAGAAUGGUGUCUAAAAGCUUAUGAUUCAGAUAUUUCUACAUUGAUGAAAGAAGUUAAAUUGCAUUUAUAUUGCGAUAAAGCUAUUCGGUGCUAUGGGGUCACAUUUAAUCCAACUCAUAAUUAUGGGUUAGUUUUAAAGAAUGCAAGUUAUGGUGACUUACGUUCUUUUAUUAAUCAAAGGGCUCUUAUCGGAUGGUGGCAAAAAUUAAAAAUAUUAGAAGGGAUUAUUCUGGGCCUGAAUCAAAUUCAUUUGAAAGCUGGCUAUAUUCACCGAGAUUUACAUUCUGGAAACAUCCUGAUCGACCAGGAUGAAUUGAGUGUAUCAGUAUUAAGUGCGUAUAUUUCGGAUUUUGAAUUAUCUAUUCCUAUUGUACCCGCUCAUCACGAGGGCCUUGCAGCUCUCAAUGGUGCCAAUAUUUACAGCGAUGUUGUUGACAAAAGCAACUACAAAGUAUUCCAUUUGUCAAGGGAACUGCGAUUUCAAGUCGCAAGACAUCAACG